GCCAGGACGAAGCGAGAGCGAUGACCGACGCAGCACCGGGCAGCAGCAUGACCCCCAAGCAGCGCUUCCGGACGAUCGGCGCUUCCCGCGGCCAUGAGCUCACGAAGCUCAAGUACGACAUGCAGACCUUGGAGAACGAGCUCAAGAAGCAAGGGCGCGCGCUAGACGAGUCGCGGGAAGAGGCCCAGCUGGCAGCACGCAUCGGAAAGCGUCUCCUUGUCUCCAAGAAGAAGGCCGAAGACGACGAGAAGAUGCGUGUCUACGAACUUGAGAAGCGAUGCGAAGAUGCUAUGAUGGAGGCCAAGGCAUGGGAGACGCGAUACACGGACAGCAAGCGAGCGUUUGCGGCCCUCGACGCCAAGUAUGUCAAGGCGACGCUCGAGCUCGGAACGCUACGAGACGAGCACAGCCAGCUUGUCGUGGACCAUCGAACGCUUCGCGCAGAAUGCAAGAUUUUGCAAAGCGAGCGCGACUCGCGUGCGAUCAUCGAGACCGCGCACGGGCUCGAUUGGCAAGCUCAAGACGGAAAACGAGAGCUGCGCACCAACAACGAAAGACUACGCGACGACAUUGCUUCCUGUCGUGCUCAAAUCAACGAGCAUCAUGCUCGCGUCGAGCUCUAUGAGCGCCAUAUUGCGACGCUCAACUCGUCGUUUAUGAGCUUGGAAACCAAGCACUGCUUGAUGCUGCCGCGAUAUCGGCUCUUGUGCGAAGACCAUAUCAAGCUGACCGAUUUUCUCCAAGUCAAAAUCGCCGAGUGUGAGUCGAGUACCGCAAAGGCGCAUGAUCUGGCAAGCGUGCUGGGCACACUCAUGGAUGAGCUCGAUCUUGCGAAGAGCCAACUGGAUGAGGAACGGACGGCCAAGCAGCAAUUGCUCUUGCACAUCAAUACGCACGCGUGGCUGCGCAAACUACCGCCUAACGUCCUCAAGGUCAACGACGAAGCGGACCGCGCCGUGUUGGACGAGUUUCGAGCGCUUGUCGCCUUCGAGGCGCGCAUCGUGCAGCAGCUCAUUGUGCUACUGCAAGGAAGCAUUGAUGGCCUCGCGUAG
Molecule: messenger RNA, 1052 nt
Organism: Saprolegnia parasitica CBS 223.65
Lineage: Eukaryota; Oomycota; Saprolegniomycetes; Saprolegniales; Saprolegniaceae
Exons: 9
Coding region: 21-1052 (343 amino acids)
Source: RefSeq, a predicted model, not a curated record